GUGUGGAGAGCACAGAGCGUCUGGAGGAGCCACGCUCGCAUCCUCCUACAGAUCAAACACUUUGGCGCGCACGCAAAAACUAGCACUUGUCUGCAGAAUUUCCACUAAAUGAUGGUUGAUUUUUAAUAAAUCACACUUUGUUUUGCUGUUUUACGUAAAUUGAGGGGAGGUUGGAUGUUGCGCUUCUGGCUUGGAUUAACGCACAAAGAUAAAGGGCGGAUCUGCGCACUGGUGGGAAUUAUGUAAGGUCGGUGUAGGCUCGCAGUCCUCUCGUCUCACACAGCAACAUGAAGUCCGUGUUGGACGCUGUGGCCGACACCACCUUCCGGACUAUCACCUCUGGUUUACAAUACCUCGGCUCCAAUGACGCCAACUACGACGAGCCUGUCAGCGAUGUGGAUUUCAAGGGUGUCUUCUCCGUCCAGAAGCCCCUGUCCUCCUUCCGCAGCAAUGCCUUCCCCGACAAGAUCCCCCCAGACGAGGAGCUGAUCCUCAGGGGCUUCUACCCGACCAACGCCACGGAGCUCUUAUCCAACCGGAGCACGUUCCGGGAUGAGGGCAACAACAUUCAAUGUGGGGAGAACUUCAUGGACAUGGAGUGCUUCAUGAUCCUGACGCCCAGCCAACAGCUGGCCGUGGCUGUCAUGUCACUCACCCUGGGUACCUUCACAGUCUUGGAGAACCUGGUGGUGCUUUGCGUGAUCUUGCAGUCGCGCACCCUCCGCUGCAGGCCCUCCUACCACUUCAUUGGCAGCCUGGCCGUGGCCGACUUACUGGGAAGCGUCAUUUUUGUCUACAGCUUCUUGGACUUCCAUGUAUUCCACCGGAAGGACAGCCCCAACGUGUUCCUCUUCAAGCUGGGCGGCGUCACAGCGUCGUUCACCGCCUCAGUGGGCAGCCUCUUCCUCACCGCCAUCGACCGAUACAUCUCCAUCCACCGACCUUUGGCCUAUAGGCGCAUCGUGACCCGGACCAAGGCGGUCAUCGCCUUUUGCAUGAUGUGGACCAUCUCCAUCGUCAUUGCCGUGCUACCUCUGCUGGGCUGGAACUGCAAACGCCUCAAGUCCGUGUGUUCCGACAUAUUUCCCCUGAUCGACGAGAACUACCUGCUCUUCUGGAUCGGGGUGACCAGCGUGCUGGUUCUUUUCAUCAUCUACGCCUACAUCUACAUCCUGUGGAAAGCACACCACCACGCCGUGCGCAUGCUGAGCCGCACUUCGCAGAAGAGCCUGGUGGUGUACUCUGCAGACGGCACCAAGGUGCAGACCACGCGCCCUGAGCAGGCCCGCAUGGACAUCCGCCUGGCCAAGACCCUGGUGCUCAUCCUGGCUGUGCUGGUCAUCUGCUGGGGUCCUGUGCUGGCCAUCAUGGUCUAUGACCUCUUCUGGAGGAUGGACGACGACAUCAAGACGGUGUUCGCGUUCUGUAGCAUGCUCUGCCUGCUCAACUCCACCGUCAACCCCAUUAUCUACGCCCUGAGGAGCAAGGACCUAAGACACGCCUUCCUCAGCUCGUGCCACGCCUGCAGGGGCAGCGGUCAGCAACUGGACAACAGCCUGGAGUCGGACUGCCAGAACCGCAACGCCAACAUCUCAGCCAACAGGGCUGCUGAGAGCUGCGUGAAGACCACUGUGAAAAUAGCCAAAGUAACAAUGUCCGUGUCCACAGAGACUUCUGCGGAAGCUGUCUAAUUGGCUGUCAGAAGUGGAGGAAAGUGGGUAAAUGUUAUGUUUCUGCCAUUCAACAUAAAAAAAAAACUGAUUUGGAGGAAAAGACAUUUUAGUUAGCUUACAUUAAAGUGGAACAGAGAAGCCAAACUGUCUUUCCUUUGAUGACACGAGCAUGAAAUUUGGCAGAAAUACUCAUUGCGGGGUCGACUUAAUGAAAAAAAAAAAAGUUCAAUUUUCAUGCGCCUCAGGCGGCCACCACUUUGUCCAACACUGCUUUUGCUGUUGAAUAAAAAUAACAUCACAACAGCUCUUGCGCAGAGAGACGAAUGUGACGUGACCAAACCCGGAAACCAGUUUUACUGUAUAACUGCGACAACAUACAUAAAUAUGGGUUAAUACCAUGACGUUUGAACCUAAACUAGAUUAAUUACAUGAUGUUUGAACCAAAGUAGCCCGUUUUUGUUACCAACAUUUCAUGCUCGUAACAUCGACAGAGUGGCCAAAUAUCACAUUGAGCUGCACCAUUAUUAUUGUGUGAGCACAAAGUGUGCCCAAGUGCCAAAUGGUAUUACAAGGUCCAUUAGAUGGGAAGGAAUUCUGCUACUGACUUUCAUGAGAGUCCAAUUAAUGAAUGCAUUUUAUAUUUUUGUACUGUGACUUCAGGUUUUGAAAAUAAUGUAUCUUCAUGUUGGGAACAAGGGGCUACUGACAUUUUGAAUUCCACACAUCUGACUGUGUGCCAUUUGCACCAUGAAUAUACGAAACCUCUCUCCUUCUGUCUGGCUCUGUCUCGCCUUUAAGGCGUUUUCACACUAGCGUCAGCCCAGUGUGAAGAGCAGCACGGCAAGCGCAAAACGGGAGAAGCUACGUUGCCUGACGUAGAAGCUGUCAGGAAGUGAAAAGCGGAAAGCAUAUUUACUAUUGUCCCAAGCACCAAUGCAUUUAUUUUUCAUUGUUGCACAAGAAAACCGUGACUUUUCCUAUUCAUGGAGUAGGGGGCAUUAUAAUAGCCAUGUUAGGAGUUCUAGUAUAGCCGGUGAGAAGGUGAAUAGUUUUUUUGGGUUGUUCGUGAACUACAUUUCCACACAAAUGCACUUUGACGUACCAUUUAGCUUAUCAAGGAAAAGUAUGAGAGUCAUUUUUUGAGCGUCCCAGACCUCGCAAAAUCUUAUCAAGGUUUCGUCUGCCUUGAUUUGCCUGUAUCCGUCCGCCGAAACAGCCUGAUAGCACAGAUAUAUAGUAUAGCCUGGUACUCCAGACUCACCGCUGUUCCAGCUAUUGAGUCUGGCCACUAUUAAGCAGAUAAAAUUUCCAGGGCGGAGCAAGCCACAGCAAACAGACAGUGGAGUGGACCAAUCAGCGACGGGCGGGACGAGGGACUUGCGCGCGGAAGUAAACAUACGAGGAGAGCGGAGUUUGUUCAACAUGGCUAGCGCGAGACAGACUGUUGUCUAUGACUUGUGUCGAUGUGUUUUUGGUCAUUUAAAACUGAUUUUACCGUGGAUUGGAACAUAUUCUCGGCUCGCCUGUUCGCCAUCUGUGUUGUUGUGGAGACGACUUCCGACGCGGAAGAGUGACGUUGCUCGUUAAGAACACGUCACGCAAAUAAACGAAUCUGAUUUGUCGAUUGAUUUUGUACUUGCUCAAGAGGCCGUUAAUGGGCUGAGUCCCAGACUAUUCUCUCAGUGUUUGAAAAACACAGGGAGAACAGUCUGGCCGUGCCAGGCAAAUAUAAGUAUGCCUGCAUCUCCGCUAUUGGAUGCGAAAAAGUCUCUAUUUCUUUAUAAAUUCACUCAAGACUUUCCACUCCAUCCAAAAUGACCGCCGGUGCCGAGAAGUCCCCUCCCACAUACACAAUGAAUGGGUUGCCGUUGAACCCUUCACACUAGGCUGCCGCUAGUCUGAAACGGCCUUUACAAUCUCACAGGCUUUCAUGUACAGACAUUUUCUCUUAUUAGUAGAACGAGUCACUUUUUUUUAUAGAUCUUCUGACAACACUCAGUGAGUGAGUGGCAAGUGUGCAAGUAGCAAGUGAAACGUAACAAUUCGUUCAGUGUGAAAACUAAAAGCACUUCUAACUCGAGAAACAUGUCAACGCAGCUUUUUUGAUUAAGUACUUAAAAAACUAAACAAAUGGUGAUCAUCACCAUCCUAUAAAUGUAACCAUUUGUUUACUUGCUAGCCGUUAGAGAGUGUAGAAUAUCACAUUCAUCAACUGUACAGUGUAUAAUGCUAAAAUAGUGUUGCAAUUAGGGAUGGGCAUUUGACUAUGAAGAAAAAUGAAGAUAAUUUAACAUGUACUUUUAUGGGAUCUGACCAAUUGGACCUCAAACUAAUUAAGAAUGAAUCAACAGCACCUCUACUGGCUGUUGCCAAGCGGUGCGUUGUGUACACAGUAAUCUCAAUUGCUGUCAAUCAACGAUCACUUCUGCACAAUCAAUGAUCAAUCAAAUUAUUAUAUAAUACCCAUCUCUAGUUCAAAUCUAAACACUAAGCUGCAAAGCUUGAGGCAGAAGGUUUGAACAACAAAAGGACACAGUGUGCGGGUCACAACUGUGCAAGCUGCGGUCAUUUUGUGUCUGCUUUUACUAGAAUGUAUGUCUGUGAUGCCUUGUGACUUGGUGAUAUAGUUCCAACCCAAAGCCUUUAAUGAAUCAUUACAGUGAGUUGUAUUUAGUACUACUGUUGAAGCAGGGUGUAGGUUCUUUUGCAGUUAGGUUGUUUAAUUUAAUUUUUUUUAGGCAUAGGAGCCUCCCAUGCACAGGCCUGUAGUGAAGUACUCUUAACGUAAUUGAAAUAUCGUCUGCUAUUCAUUUUACGUGUACAAAUAAAGAAAUGGAUGAAGGAAAUGUACGCACAUACAGAAGAAUUUCAGAACAUUUCCCCCAAAUAAAUAGUCGUGCUUUUUCAACUAAGAAUUUUACAGCACAAACAUUCUUCUUUUUUUUUUUAAAUUGGUGUGACGCUAUCCAUGAGAGCUGUGUACCAGUGAAUGCUUCUGCUGCGUCUUGUAUUCUUGAAUGGUGAAGCUAUAUAUAUUUAAAAAAAAAAAAAAAAAAAAAAAAAUCUGUCAAGUGACUUUCUGUACAGUCGGGACAAAAUAAAGACUCCUUAAAAUGGAAAAAAAAAAAAAAAAAAAAGUCACAACCAGUCAAGUGUUUUUAGUAUUACUGUUUCAAUAAAGUCGCAGAUGAUUGUCAUGUUUUGUGUGAAUAAUUAUUCAUAUU
This is a messenger RNA of Corythoichthys intestinalis (scribbled pipefish), 4897 nucleotides long. It is a transcript of the gene cnr1, whose product is annotated as cannabinoid receptor 1. The record is from RefSeq and is a predicted model, not a curated record. The coding region runs from base 288 to 1691 and encodes 467 amino acids. Gene Ontology annotation, biological process: regulation of metabolic process; adenylate cyclase-activating G protein-coupled receptor signaling pathway. Gene Ontology annotation, cellular component: plasma membrane; cytoplasm. Gene Ontology annotation, molecular function: cannabinoid receptor activity. The transcript is spliced from 2 exons. NCBI's taxonomy places the organism in Eukaryota, Metazoa, Chordata, Actinopteri, Syngnathiformes, Syngnathidae.